AUAAAGUAUAGAAUCAAAAAUUGAUAAAAUGAUUUAUUCACAAUAGUUCUUUUAAUUAUACAAGCGUUUUUCAGUAGCGAUCUGUUUGUUUUGUGGACAUUUUAAGAUGUGGAAUAUAUAGAGCAAACAUGAGUGUGUCUAAAUCAGUUGUAGAAGAAAUUGAGGAAAAGUUAAGUAAAGAAGCAGGAAUAUUUAAGAAAUUGAUUUGUCUGUACAAAGCGAAAGAAAAUAAGGCAAACGUAGAUGAGUUUCAUAGAAAAUGCGAUGCAAAAGGCCCUACAGUCACAAUCUUGUAUGGCGCUUACAAUACAACUUUUGGCGGCUAUACUUCUAAAGAUUGGAGUUCACCUGCGAAUAAACGGACAAUACAAGACGAUAAGGCUUUCCUUUUUACAAAGAAUGACAGCGCAGAUGCAAAAUGUGUCAUUUUUCCAAUUAAGAGAGACAAGAAGGAUGUAGCGAUAACAUGCUAUGCAAAAUACGGUCCUACAUUUGGAGGAGGAACGUUUUUAGAUUACGAUCUUCUGACAUUUAAAAAGAAGACUGCCUCAGAGGUUACAGGUGAUAAUCUAUACUUGAAUGGUUCGAUGCAUAUAAACAACGCCUAUGCGAGCCGUGCAAAAGAUUCUUCUCUACCAAAAACAAAAACUGUUAAUAUUAAUUCUGGGAAGAUGAUUGUGAAAGAGCUAGAAGUUUUCCAAGUAACAGAUGAUAGAACUAAAGGAAAUUGGUUAGAAAGAACGAAGAAAGACGAUGUUGUCAAGAAGAAAAAUGCGCUUAUAUCAAUGGAAACAUUACCCGGGUUGGAUAUAGAUCAUUACAAUAUUUUGUUCGUAGGCGCUAUAGCAUCUGGGAAAUCUAGUUUUAUCAAUACUUUAUCAGCAGUGUUUACUGGACAGUUUGUCCCGAUUGCUCAAGCCGGACAAUCACCAGAGAGCUACACAAGGAAGGUAACGAAAUUUAUCAUACAAUCACAGACGAAUAAAAGAUUGAAUUUAUUCAUUUAUGACAUGCCUGGAUUUGAGCACGAAAGAGGUCUUGAAGAAGAGCUUAAACUUCUAUUAGAAGGAAGAUUACCUGAAGACUAUCAAUUUCAAGGCAAGGCGAAGCUUAACAAAAUAACGCUAAAGACGAAUGCAACAUUGAAUGACCGAAUUCACGCAGUGUGUAUGAUAGUAGCAGGGGAUAUGCGUUUUGAAGAUUUCUCUAAAGAACAGUUAAAACACAUUAGUGACAUACGAAAAACAAUUGCAGAGUCGGGUUUGCCAAUGGUUGUUGUUGCAACUAAGUUUGACAAGCUAUGCCCAAAUAUAUUGAAAGAUUUUGAACAUUUAUUUCAAUGCCCGGCAGCUAAAGAAACAGUUACACACAUUGCUAAAUUCUUCGGGAUUCCUGAGAAGGAUGUGUUUCCAAUUAUGAACUAUCUCGAAGACAAACGGAAAAAUGAUGUGAAAGAACUUUUAGCUGUGAAUGCAUUUCAUUGGAUAUUUGAAAUCGUUGAAAGCUACCUUCGGCACCAUAAAGAUUUGAUGGUUGCACCUGACGACUGGUCUGAGCGAGAAACACUUUUACCAAAAUUGAAAAAUGAAGAUGACAAAAGGAAGGUAAUUAAAUCAAUAUAUGAGAGUACUUUAGCAUUGGAAAACAAGACAUUAAGGAUUCUAGUGGUUGGACCUACAGGAUCCGGAAAAUCAAGCUUCAUUGACUCAAUAGCAUCUGCCCUUUGUAAUGAAAUUACUUUCAAGGCAGUGGGAAACGGGUCAGCAUGUGCAAUGUCGGACAAUGCUACAUCAACAACGCAGAAGUUUAAAUUGCAUGAUAUCGAAUACUUAGACGAUUGUUAUAGAAGAAAGAGCAUAGUAUGUAUUGGGGAUACCCCUGGCUUUCAGGAAGUGGAUGGUAUAACAGAAGAUAAUGUCAAGCUCAUUAUUGAGGGGAACGUGCCGGAUAAAUAUAAUAUCAUAAAUGGUAUUCAAAAAACGCAAAGGGAAUUCAUAAAAGAACCACCACCUUGUGACAAAAUACAUUGCGUAUGUUUUGUUUUUGACUGCAUGAGUGUUCAAAAGGGUCUGUCAGAAAAAAUGACUACUGUCAUCACAAAUUUGCAUCAAUUCAUCAAUUCUAAAGAGUAUCCGCUAGUUGUGGUCUUGACAAAGUGCGAUGAAGUAAGCGCAAUUUUACGGACAGGAAAACGUCGUGUAUUUACAGACAAGGCAGUGAAGAAAUGCAAACAGGAAAUUUUGGAACGCUUUGGAUUUAAACAACAACUCCUCUUUCCGGUUGUCAAUUACGUUAAUGACAAUAAUGUUGAUCUUCAGGCCGAUGCUCUUCUUCUGGCUGUAUUCAUGGAGAUGAUUAAACUGGGGAAAGGAAGAUUGGAAAAGCUGGAAGAAAGCGCUAGAUUUCAAAGUUAUUAAGCUCUAUUAGCAGGAAUUGUUUUAUUAUUCGAAAUACUCAAUAUUUUAAAUAUUUCAUUAUUUGAUAUAUAGUAAAAAUAUGUGAAUGUAGCAGCAUAUAUAAAGCAUUGAAGUGAUCCGAAUACUAAUAUGCGUCUUUUAGAUAGUUGUAUAAAUUCGGAAACGGUAACUAAAAAAUACAAUCCGCUAAAGUUUGAUAUUCCCUUACAUCAAAAACAGAAGUUACAGUUCAAGCAAACGUCUUGAUUAAUCUGAUCACCCCUCAAACACAUGUUUUCUAAAUUCAAGGCAAAAAAUGUUUCACCCAUUUAAGAAAAACAAUAAGAAAUAUGCAUACACUGAACUGCACUGAAAGUAUUUGUGUAAUGAACAUAUUUAUGACAAUAAACAACAUGUUAAAUCUGUAUUUUAGUGCAUCGGGUAUCCAGUGAUACAGUUGGAGAUACAGCAGAAACGUUAGCAUACCAACGUCGGAGUCUGAGGACCAGUUACAAAGCUGAAGAUGCAACCGGAAUAUACAAACCUCGUGAUAACGAUGAAGAGUUAGAUCCAUUUCUCAGUUCGGGGAAAGUAAAAAACAUUAAAAAAUUAAUUGAAUCAGGGAGGCUGCCAAGACAAAGAAUUCUUGAUGAAAUGUGUCAGAUAUUUGGGAGGGAUUCCAAACCGAUUAGAGUCACGUGCAAGGCAAUUUGUGAACAUAUCAAAUCAAAACAUGUCGCUAUUGUAUAUGUUUGGGCUGCAUAUACAAUUCAAAACCCGCAAAGGAUAACUUUUGUAAUAACUGUGAAGCACAAAUCAGAAGAUGACAAAAGUACAAAACCUGUACGUUUAGAUAAAUUAAUUGCAUAUUCUUUCGUCAAACAAUAUGUCGGUGAUUUUAGUUUAGAAGGUCUCGAGGUAAUUAAACAACACACCUCAGCUUCAGAAUUAGAUGAAGAGUCCUAUCAAAGCCUUCAGAGCUGCAUUUCAAAACACUCUGAAGAUUUGAUGAAAAACCACAAGUACUUGUCAAUAAUAUCUGCAUGCUCAAAUCGGUCAAAAGGAUUUGGUUCUUCAUGGAAUUUGCUGCCAGAAAAAUGUAUUGUCCUUUACGUCCAGAAAAAGAAUUACAUUCCAAUCGAUGAAGAACCAUUUGAAAAGUGUUAUGGCGACAUUGCUGUCGAUGUAAGAGAGGGGGCUUUUAUUCCCUUUGGACGUACAGCUGGAGAAGAACUUGAUCCUGUUACGAUGGGUUGUCAAAUACGAGGAGAUCUUUAUAAUGGUCAAUAUGUCGCAGGUACCCUUGGCUGUUUUGUAGACCAUCCUCAAUUUGGAGUUUGUGGAUUAACAUGUGCACAUGUUCUUUUAAGUCCGUGGGAACUGGUGCAAUUGAAAACAACCUAUAGCGGUUCCUUGAAGUGGCCAUUGCACGAUAUGUACAAAAACAUUUAUCAGCCUGCAAAUCAGAAUUCAUCAAUAGGACACACCGUUCACUUUAUCUACGAUGAAGGUUCUAGUACAAAAUCUGGAAUGGAACUUGCUUUGUUCAAAAUAACAGACAGGCAACCAAAGUCUGCAAUUUUUCCAGAUACGACAGAUAUUUCGGCAUCAAGCGUAAAUAACAUCAAGUACGACAAUUGGCGCAUAUGUAGCACAGACAGGCUGAAUAAGAAGGAAAAUCUCGUGAUAAAAUUUGGAUCCAAAACCGAGUUCCGUUAUGGAACUAUUAUGUUUGACAAUACCGCAGUUAAAGUCCUGGAUAGCUGUCUGCUUGCUUCAGGAUAUGCAGUAAUAAAACUUUUUAAGCAAAUUGAAGUAACAAAACACACACACCUUGCUUUUGCUGACCCUGGCGAUUCAGGGGCCCUUGUGUUUCUUGCUGAAAACAAUUCUCAGUAUAGUUGUUUAGGGAUUUUAGAAGGAGGUACAACAUACGGAACAGUAGUCGUCACUCCAAUAGUUCCCAUUUUGGAAGAAUUGAAAGUACAUUGUUUGAAAAGUUUUGAAUCAGAAACAAAUUUUUCUCAUAUGAAUAACCAGAUUCAAAGCAUGCAUGGGGAUAUGCAAAACAUAAAACGUGAUUUACAGUCUGUUCGCCAGGACAUAAGAAACAACAUUGAUAAUACUCGCCAGAUAAUCGCACAAUCUCUUCCUAAUAAUCAACAAUAGCGAUGUUACAAUUUAAACAGUUUCUCGUUUAAAAGUUCUGCAAGUAUAUAUUUCAUAUUAUUUCCUUUUAUAUACGCCAGGAAUAUAUUAUCCUAUAUAUCGUUCUUGUACCAGGAGAAGUUAAUACUGAACAUAAUUAUAUAUUAUACUUUCUAAGCUUUAAUUGUAAAACUAAAGAACUAU
This is a messenger RNA of Ruditapes philippinarum (Manila clam), 4748 nucleotides long. RefSeq lists its product as uncharacterized. Gene Ontology annotation, molecular function: GTP binding. The transcript is spliced from 16 exons. NCBI's taxonomy places the organism in Eukaryota, Metazoa, Mollusca, Bivalvia, Venerida, Veneridae. The coding region runs from base 129 to 2417 and encodes 762 amino acids. The record is from RefSeq and is a predicted model, not a curated record.